AUCCAUUCCCCAAUCAAAGUAUCAUCAAAAGACUCUGUAUUAGCAUAGCCGGCGCUCUGGAGUGUGGAUCCUCCUCCUGAGCCUCCAGGCAGCAAGCGAUGAUGAUGAUGAUGAUGAAAGGAGGGACGCAACCAAUCAUCAUCCUGAUGGUGAGCCUGAUAGCACCAUGGCUCUGUCUCGCUUCUUCGUCAUCUCAAGAUGUGGGUGCAGCAGCAGCAGCUCUGAAAGCAGAGUACAUAAUAAAAGUGAACUUCAGCACGGCGUCGGCGACCCCCGACAAGUACAAGAGCUUCAUCGCUUCCGUUCGUGCUGGCCUGGUGAGCACAGCCGCCGAGGCGGCCGGCACCAACACCAGCGGCGGGAUCCCCGUGCUGGUCAGCGAAGACGACCCGCUCGCGCUGGAAGCGUCUCUAAACAUCACUCUGGUGAACAAGGCCGGUCGUUCCGUGAGCUUGAAGAUGGACAUCUCCGGCGCCUACAUCGCCGGCUACGAAGCAGGGAACUUCUCGUGCCUCGUCAAGAGAUCAGGCUCAGGCCACACGUUGUCGUCGGUGACCUGUUACCGGAGCUCGUAUCCAUGGGGAGGUCCUCCGACCGUCGACGUCGCCGUCCCCGAGGUGUCCGCAUGGCGGGUGGAGGAUCUCGACGAGGCUAUCUCGUCGCUGUUCCUGUUCCCGACGGGGAACGCGACGAAGGAGGACCUGAGCCGGGGCCUCGCCGCCUGCGACGUGAUGGUCGCGACCGCGGCCACGUUCCCGUACGUGGAGCGGCGGAUGAGCGCCGGCAUGUGGGACGGCAACGGCGUGUCCAACGACGGGAGCCUGCGCGGGCUUCAGGAGAGCUGGCCGGACCUCUCCGCCGCCGUCCAGGAGUCCUACCAGGGCGCCUUCGCCGCUCCGGUGGCUCUUCAGCGGAGCAACGGCGAGUGGAUGCUGGUGGACAACGUGCGUCGUGCCGUGCCCCUCGUCUCCUUCCUUGAGAACGCAGGCUGCAAGAAGAAGAUGACGACGACGACGGAGGCGGCGGCGGCGGACCAGCGGCUUCCCUUGCUCAUGAGGUCCGUCGUGCAACAGCCGCCGCCGGAUGAGGAGGACAUGCAGAUGCAGCUGGGCAGUUCGCCGGCGGCGGCGGCGGCGACGACGUCGUGCGGCCAGGCCGAGCCGACGGUGCGGCUGGUCGGUCCGGAAGGGAGGUGCGUGGACGUGCCCUACGGCGUCUACUACAACGGCAAGCAGGUGCAGCUAUGGAGCUGCAAGUCCAACGGCGACGUGAACCAGCUCUGGACGCUGAAGCGAGACGGCACCAUCCGGUCCAACGGCAAGUGCCUGGCGGCCAGCAGGAGCGACACGGCGGGCGCGCGCGUGGUGAUCGACGACUGCCCGCCGCGCGUCCCGACGGGGCGCGUCGUCUGGGAGGUGCGCGUGGACGGCACCAUCGCGCUCAAGGGGUCGUCGUCGUCCGGCGGCGGCGGGCUGGUGCUGGCCGUGACGUCGUCGACGCUCUUCGCGGGGCUGACGGUGCGACGGGACGACCGCGGGACGGGGCAGUCGUGGACGCCGACCAACGACACCGCGCCGCUGGACGCCGCCAUCGUCGGGUUCCGCGACCUCUGCCUGCAGGCGGACACCGCCGGGGCGGUGUCGGUCGCCGCCUGCGGCAACGGCGGCGUGCGGUGGUCGAUCUACCCCGACGGCUCCAUCCGCCCGCCCGCGUGGCUGCUCCUCCAGUGGCAGUGCCUGGCCGCAGACGGCGCCAGCGGGCGUGUCAGGGUGAAGUACUGCGACUGGGCGGGGUCGGCUUGCGAGCGCUGGGUGUUCCGCAACGACGGCACCAUCUUCAACACCGGCACCGGGAGGGUCUUGGAGGUCGUCGGAGCAUCAAAGGGUGGUGCUAGCGGCGGGCAGGUCGUCGUGUCGAAGGCCGGCAAUGGGAGUCCCACUCCUACCCAGAAGUGGGCGCUCAUGCUGUGAUCUUGAGCAUGCAGCAUGUCCAUGUGCGUGAGGGCAGUACUGCAACGGCAGUGGAUUGCAGGACUAGAGGAGCCAGCGUGUUUUGUGUGUCACGAGUCGCGAGUUGUUGGGUUGUUCUUCUCAGCAGACAGCACGAAGACAGCAAGCAGUAGAUAGUUCACCACCAGUACAAUAAUGCAUGCUUGCUUGCUAGUGUAAUGCUACUAGCUAUAGCUAGGAGUACGUGCUCCAAUAAAGUCUAUAGCUCUGUGUACCAUUUGCCUGCAGCGCGCUGAUGCAGUGCUGUACCCCAGUAAAAUCUGUUUUGUGUUUACCAUGCCGAAAAGUACACUAUUCAAAUAUA
This is a messenger RNA of Sorghum bicolor (sorghum), 2313 nucleotides long. RefSeq names its product ricin. The transcript is spliced from 2 exons. Gene Ontology annotation, biological process: negative regulation of translation. The coding region runs from base 99 to 1970 and encodes 623 amino acids. Gene Ontology annotation, molecular function: rRNA N-glycosylase activity. The record is from RefSeq and is a predicted model, not a curated record. Lineage: Eukaryota; Viridiplantae; Streptophyta; Magnoliopsida; Poales; Poaceae.